GUUUCUCAUGCUCGGAACGGAACUUUUCCGGUAAACGGUUACGGUCCCCUAAAGAGAGCGUUAAACCGGAAAGUGAUAGCUCGAGCCCGCUCACCGGCAACACCGGCGCCCGCUCCUGUAGCCUGUCUCAUUCUAACGGCGUCAAGCUAGCUGGCUAGUAAGGUGUUAGCAUGCUAGCUAGAGAGCAGACAGAAUCAUCAAAACAAGGUGAUUCCGCUCUGAACUGGCGACGAGGAGCUAAUACAAGCUAGCUGUUAGCCGGCACAAGCUAGUUGGAGAUCAUAACAAUUGACUUAACGUUAAUUCAUGACGUUACCAACAGUUCUAAUGUCUUUGUCAACAAAUUACUAAUCAAAGUCUUAAACCAAAGUACUAAAAAAUGUAGUAAUUACACACUCCACUCCACUUUAUCAGGUCUACCUUGUUAGUAGAAGGUUGGAGCUCUUUGUUUUUCAGAGAUGCCUUAAUUCUUGGUGUUAUACUUUAAACAAGGUGUUCGAAACAUUCCUCAGAUGUUGGUCCACGUUGACGUGACAGCGUCACACAGUUGCUCCAGGUUCAAUCUCCCGUUCCACCGCAUCCCAAAGGAGCUCCACUGGGUUGAGAUGUGGUGACUUGGAGGCCUUUGGGUACAGUGGAGCACAAGAUCUGAGCUUUGUGACACGGUGCACCAGGCUGCUGGAGAUGGUACACUGUGGUCAUUAAGGGAUGGACCUUCAUGUAGCCUUGCUCAGUGGUACUAAGGGGCGGGUUUAAAUCCCAGUAGAUCAGCAGUUUGUGACGUAGGAGCAGCCCGUCACUUAAAGUCACUUAAACCGUUGUACCCCGUUGUGAUGCUCUCUUUGAGCUUCAGCAAGUUGUCUUCACCACGUCUACGUGCCUAAAGGCACAGAGUUGCUGCCAUGGGAUGGACUGAUUAGCAAUUUGUGUUAACAAGCGAUUGAACAUGUGUAUCUACCAAAGUGGCUGGUCAGAGGUCAUGUAUCUCCACAAUGAGCGCCGCACACAAACUCCUCCGCCUCAGCCCGUCCGCACGGAGCCACAGAGCGCCACGCUGCAGUCCUCCGCUCACCUCCCAUGAUGCUUUGUGUCGUCUAGCCGCUGCAGGGGGCGGGGCUCAGGAGGAGGGGCAGGGGGGGUACUUGCUGGUGGAGGAAGACACGACCGACUCCAGACUCAUCAUCACCAUGGAGGACAGGCCGGUGGAGUUGAAGGCAGCGAGGAGGAGAGCGGUGAGGAAGAGGAAGAAGAAGCUGACCCUGGAGGAAGAAGAGAAGGGCGGAGCCUCAGACAGCGAGGAGGAGGCAGGGGCCGAGGUGGAGAUUGACAGGCAGCUGGACCAGUCACUAGAGACCAAGUCCAAACAGCACAACCUCACCACUGUGAACGUGAGAAACAUCAUCCAUGAAGUGAUCACCAAUGAACAUGUGGUGGCCAUGAUGAAAGCUGCAAUCAACGAGACAGAGGCCGUCCCCGCCUUUGAACCCAAAAUGACUCGAUCCAAGUUUAAAGAAGUAGUGGAGAAAGGCGUGGUGAUUCCAGCCUGGAACAUUUCUCCCAUCAAGAAGACGAGUGACGUCAACAAGGCUCCUCAGUUUGUGGAUAUCCAUCUGGCUGAAGAAGACUCCUCUGAUGAAGAGUACCACCCUGAUGAGGAAGACGACGAGGAGGAGACAGCAGAAGAUACCUUUCAGGAGAGCGACAUGGAGAGCUCCGCUUCUUCUCCCCGAGGAACUCGACUGAGCAGAGUGGAGGAGGACAGCUGCAGCCCCUGGCAGACUUCCCGGAGCCGCUUCAGACUGUUGAGGACAGAGUCUGUCUCAAUGGGCCCGCCCCCUCCUCCCAAAGUCCCUCCAACCAAAGCGGUACCUGACACCACCUUCCUCGAGAAACUCCAUGCUGUGGAGGAGGAACUGGCUGUGUGUGUAGAACCCUUCCAGCCUCUGGCUGAGUCCGAGGUGGGUCUGAUGGCGUACCGGACCCGGUCCAAACGUCCUCUACGUGACGUCCCACUCGGCCGCUUGGAGGCGGAGCUCCGAGCUCCCGACAUCACACCUGACAUGUACGAGUCUAGCUCCGCCCACGAGGACAGGGAUUGGACUGAUUGGCUGAGAGGCCUGAUGACAUCAGACAUGGAAAACGAAGAGGAGUGUGAUGAUGAAGAUGAUCCAGAGUACAACUUUCUGGCCGACACUGAUGAACCUGAUGUGGAGGAUUACCGUGACGACAAGGCUGUCCGCAUCACCAAGAAGGAGGUGAAUGAGCUGAUGGAGGAGCUGUUUGAAACGUUGAAAGAAGACCUUGCAGGGGGGCAGGAUGUAGAAGAUGAAGGCCAUGAGGAGGAAGAGGAGGAGCCACCAGAAGAGUGUGUUCAAACACAGAAACAUCAGGAGCACAACUCGUAUGUAACACACAGCAACACGCUGAGACCCCCCCCGAACCUCUGCCCUCAUCACAGAGGUCUAGGAGAGGAGGAGGAGGAGGAACCAAUCACAGAGCUGCGUACAGUAAAGCAGCAGGUGGCGCUGAUGAGAAAGAGGCGGGACCUUGGGCUGCCAACACACGUCCCAGAACCACACACCUUGAGGCUGAGCGGAGCGCAGAGGGGCCGCCUGCAGCAGCAGCUCCAGCAGCACGUCCAGCUGCUGACUCAGAUUCACCUGCUGAGUUCGCCUGUGGUCAAAUUGCAGAGUGAGGCUGAGACCACCAAACAGUUCUUGUUUGAGUUGGAGCUAUUGGCUCGGAGGGGUGAGCUGCUGAUGUCUUCGUCACGUCUUGGGUUCUGCAGCGCCUUCAGAGCCCCGAACCUACAGGGAGCUCUGCAGCUACUGGAGGAGCUUCAGAAGACCCCCAUCAGCUACCAGCAGCAGCUCCACCCGCCAGACUCCAGAGGACACAUGCGGCGUUUCCCUGUUCUGCCUGCUGAACUCUCUUGGCUCUUUGCCACCCGUCCGGUCUUCUUGUACCCAGAGCUGUUGCCCUGUGCCAGCCUGGACCCAGACCUCUACUGCCCCCGCAGGACGGCUGCUUUCACUGCAGCGGAGGACUGCCUCCUGGUCCUCGGCCUAAGGAACAUGGAGGGGUCAUGUGACCCGACCAAGCUGGUGUCUCAGUUUCUGCUGAGGAAGACCUUGGUCCAGGUCCGACGGAGAAUCCUGCAGUGCUGCAGACCUGGUUCCCCCGACAACAUUGUCAAGGCCUUCAGGUAUCAGCGGGUGCUGUGGCCGAUGCUGGUGGCUUGCCGGCAGGUGGACCCGGGGAAGCAGCGCCCCCCAGUUGAGAGAGAGGAAGAGGCCAUGCCCCUGUGGCUGAUGAGAAGCCUUCCUGCCAUCUUUGCCUCCAUCAAAGACAACAGCCCGUCUGGCUCCGCCUCCAAGGCCCCGCCCCCCAGUCAGACUCACCUGACCCUCCUCCGCUCGUCGUCUGACACCUACAGCUUCCCCCCAGGGACCAGUUACCCCCCCCGCCUCCCCAAAAACCUUGACUUCCGGCGCAUCGGCUUUGUGCUGCAGCACCCCCUCCCCCGAGCUCUCCCUCCCGCCUCUCUCCCUGACUCGACCCCCCUCACUGACCAACAGGUAGGCUCCUCCCCUCUCCCUGACCGAAAGGUAGGCUCCUCCCCUCUCCCUGACCGAAAGGUAGGCUCCUCCCCUCUCCCUGACCGAAAGGUAGGCUCCUCCCCUCUCCCUGACCAAAAGGUAGGCUCCUCCCCUCUCCCUGACCGAAAGGUAGGCUCCUCCCCUCUCCCUGACCGAAAGGUAGGCUCCUCCCCUCUCCCUGACCGAAAGGUAGGCUCCUCCCCUCCCCGAGCGCUCAGUCCUGGAAUCCUUCUCUGCCGCCUCCUCCUGAGCAGGACUGAUACCCCUGUUGUCAUCGCCACCACCUCGCCAGUCUCCAUGACGAUCAAAGAGCGGAUCAGAGGUCACUCUCGGACCCUUAGCAGCCUGAGGAGGAAGUCUGUUUCACCCGCUGAAGAACUGAAUGAGAGAGGAGCAAGAAGGAGCGUUGAGGAGGCUGUAGUUACUCCUCCUGAAGGCCACGCCCCCUCUUGGGGUGAAGAGGAGGAUGAGGAAGACACUGAUGUCCUCCUGGUUCUCUCUGAAUCAUCACACAGCUCAACAGGAAGUGAACUCUCCAUCAACCCAGAGGAGGCGGAGUCAGAGAGGGAACAGGAAGUGACACGGACGCCAUCCGCAGCAAAUAGGGUUAAUGAUGAGAGAGAGAUGUCCUCAGAUGAGUCCUUCCUUCUGCUUCAGGAGGCUUCAGAGGAUGAAGAGGACCAGAAGCGGACAGAAGAAGACGAGGUGUUUGCUGAGGACUAUCUGCUCAGAGUGUGUGAGGCGGUGCAGGCUUGUCCCGGUGUGUUGGAGCAGCUGCUGCAGGUGUUUGAUUGCUGCUCGUCCUCUGCAGAGCGUCUCUUCGGUGGACUGAGCCGUGUCCUUCACCCGUGGCCUCAGCUGCUCAGAGACUUUGCUGCCUUCCUGAACCGAAGGCAGGCUCGCUGCUGCGGACUGCUGACGGAGCAGCGACUGUUUGAACGCAGCCGGAGGUUCCUGCGGCUGCUGAGGCGGAGCCUUGGAGAAAACUCCCAUCAGUUCCAGCAGUUGGUUUCGGUGCUGCAGGGAAGCUCCGCCCCCUCACCUGAGGACAUGGUCCAGAUCUCGUCGCUCCUCGGACAACACGCCGACCUACACCGGGAAUUCUGGGAGUUUUUCCAGCAGCUUCACGACUCCGAGACAGAUUUCGUGUCCCAGAAUGCUCCUUUCCGCCGCCACAGGAAGAGCAUCGAGCAUCGGAUGCCUGUAGAGGCAGAGCGACCGGUCGGCGCCAAAAACAUGUUGCUGACGUCGACGGGAGAGAAAGUGGUCGUGUGGACGCGCGAGGCAGACCGCGCCAUCCUGACAGCCUGUCAGCAGAGAGGAGCCAAUCGUAAAACAUUCAGGCAGGUCUCCACCCAGCUGGGAAACAAGACCGCCCGACAGGUGAGCCAUCGUUUCUUAGACCUGAUGAAUCUCUUCCACUCCGCCAACGUACAAAAGUCCACUUCAUGUUCCUGAGAGGGAAAGCCAAUCAGCAGAUAAGAAGCCGACCAAAAGCAUCGCAUUGAAGAGCUGACAUCGGAUGUCCUUCAUCGUGAAGUUCUUCAGGAUGUUUCAUCCCCUAGAACGUGGAUCCAAUCGAACUCAUUGGAUGCUUCUGGGUGUUCUAGAACUUGUUUGAGAAGAAGAAGAAGAACAUCUGGACCAUAGACCAGUACAGCCGAGGCCUCUUUAUUUAUAUCUCAUCAUUAUUUAUUCUGUAUCUUCUCACCGCUGAGUCAGGGGACAGGGUGACUUUGAGGAUGGGAGGUGUGGCCUCAGGCAGGGGGGGGGGGGGGUCACUGUGAGUGUUUGAGGCCUCACGUAGUUAGGUGGCGCAGUUUUUACAUUAAGUUGAUGUUUACAGAAAUAAUUUAAUACUGAAGAGGGUUUAGUCUUCCUAUGAUGCACCUGGGUUUAACUGAAUAAUUCCAAGUUUCCAGCGGCCUUAAUGAACGUUUUACAUAUUUAUUCAUAUUGAAUGUGAAUGAUACUUCAAUAAAUCCUUCUUACAUGUUUCCCACUGA
Pungitius pungitius (ninespine stickleback) is the source of this 5605-nucleotide messenger RNA. RefSeq names its product gon-4 like a (gene gon4la). Lineage: Eukaryota; Metazoa; Chordata; Actinopteri; Perciformes; Gasterosteidae. The record is from RefSeq and is a predicted model, not a curated record. Gene Ontology annotation, molecular function: transcription coregulator activity. Gene Ontology annotation, biological process: regulation of DNA-templated transcription. Gene Ontology annotation, cellular component: nucleus. The transcript has 25 exons. Bases 993 to 5057 code for a protein of 1354 amino acids.